Molecule: messenger RNA, 936 nt
Organism: Hirsutella rhossiliensis
Lineage: Eukaryota; Fungi; Ascomycota; Sordariomycetes; Hypocreales; Ophiocordycipitaceae
Product: serine aminopeptidase, s33 domain-containing protein
Exons: 2
Coding region: 1-936 (311 amino acids)
Cellular component (GO): membrane
Molecular function (GO): lipase activity
Source: RefSeq, a predicted model, not a curated record
AUGGCGACCAUCACCGAGGGCACGUUCAAGCACGGCGAUGCCGGCUUCUACUCCAAGACCUGGACGCCCCGAGGUCCCACCAAGGCCAAGCUCGUCUUCGUGCACGGCUUCAGCGAGCACAUCAAUCGCUACAAUGACUUUUUCCCAGUCCUGGCGGCUCAGGGCAUUCAGGUCUUUGCAUGGGACCAGCGAGGAUGGGGCCGCAGCGUCACCAAGCCUUCGGACAAGGGCCUGACGGGCCCGACGUCGCAGGUACUGGCCGACGUGGCAGCCUUUGUGCAGGACAAGCUGCCCCAGUCGACGGGCGGGGACCAGCAGGAGACGGCGCCCGUCUUCGUCAUGGGCCACUCGAUGGGCGGCGGCGAGAUUCUGAUGCUGGCGAGCGACGCGCAGUACGCCGAGCUGGUGGGCCGCGUGCGCGGCUGGAUCCUCGAAUGCCCGCUGGUCGGCUUCCCGGCGGGCGAAGAGCCCAGCAGCGUCAAGGUGCUGGCGGGUCGCCUCGUGGGCCGUCUCCUGCCCCGGCAGCAACUCAAGCACGUGGUGCCGCCAGAGCAUCUCAGCCGGGAUCAGGCCAUUGUCGAGUCGGUGCGCAACGACGCGCUGUGCCACAACACGGGCACGCUCGAGGGGCUCGCGUCGCUGCUGGACCGCACGGCGAUGCUCUCGUCGGGCCAGGUGCGGCUGGGCAAGCAGGUGCGCAGCGUCUUGCUCGCGCACGGUACGCAGGACAGGGCGUGUAGCUACGAUGCGGCCAUCAAGUUCAUGGAACGACAGCAUGCCGUCGAGGACAAGACGUCGAAGACGUACGACGGGGCGUACCACCAGCUCCAUUCAGACCACUGCAAGGACGACUUCGCCAAGGACCUGCUCGGCUGGAUUCUGGAGCGGUGCCAGGAGAAGGCGGCGUCGUCACCGCAGCUGGAGGCGAAGCUCUGA